Molecule: messenger RNA, 1251 nt
Organism: Aspergillus mulundensis
Lineage: Eukaryota; Fungi; Ascomycota; Eurotiomycetes; Eurotiales; Aspergillaceae
Product: HNH endonuclease signature motif containing protein
Exons: 3
Coding region: 1-1251 (416 amino acids)
Source: RefSeq, a predicted model, not a curated record
AUGUCUUUCGAGAACCGGUACCAGUUCACCCAGGAGGGGGACAUUUCUUCUCUGAGCUCCGUCAGCAGCAAUCUCUCUGACCCCUUCAUCACUGAGUCCAUAACUACGACCAGUAACAAACCGAAAAUUAUCCCCGAGCUUGAUGACGAAGAGCGAGCCGAGCUCAUAGGCAAGAUCAGUGCCCGCCAGGACAUCGUGGACUCGAUCACUUGGGCUCUUCUAUGGCUUGCAGACAUUGAGAGAUUGAGAGUACUUGUCGCCUUAGAGCCUAGGUUCCUUGACCGAGCUCUACUAGCCAAUGAGAACAAGUGUAGGGUCCUGGCCUGGGCUACUCGAACACGAUCGAACGACGACGAUGUUACGGACCCAAAUGCCGACGCCUCGAUCAACCCAGGUCCGAGCAAUAAGAGGAGGAAGAAGAACCCGGACGACAAGGAGAGAAACUCGAAAUUACCCAAAAUGACCAACGAGCGCGAUGGGGGAUGUGUUCUUACCAGAGCUGAUGAGGCCCUUGAGGGUGCCCACAUAUACCCCUUCAGUCUAACAAACCAGCCAAAGAGAGACCAAAAGAACUUCUGGUCCAUGUUGAGCUAUUUUUGGUCACCGGACAAGGUUGACAAAUGGAAGAAGGAGAUCAUGGGCGAAGCCGGCACCGAGUUUCUCGGUAACAUGAUCUGUCUAAACAAGUAUGCCCAUGGCCUCUGGGGGAAAGCUCGCUUCGUCUUGGAACCCCUGGAGCUCUCGGAGGACAAAUGCUCCUUGCCCGUUCGCUUUUGGUGGCUGCCUAUCCGGCGUUACUCCGAGAAAGUCCCGAUAAACACGCCUCCGUCAAUAUCCUCCAGUAUGACCCAAACCGGAACAGCGACGAAGCUUUGGAAUCAUCUUACAGAGCAAAAGCUAUGCUCAGGCGACGAAAUUCUUCUGACCACUCCUGAUGCGGCCGAAUACCCAUUGCCCUCCGUCGAGCUACUCAGAAUGUCCUGGAAUCUCACGCGAGUGCUCGCAAUGAGCGGCGCCGCUGAUAUUCUGCCAGACGCUGAGGACAGCGAUUCCGAGGACGACUCGGAUGUGGAGGAAGCAGUCAUGGUAGAUGUCCCUGAAGCUUCUCUUGUCGAGCAGCCGCGGGGACGCUUGCAACACCGGCAGUCUCCUAGAAGAGGGAUUGUGAACAUGCCUCCUGCUCGUUCAUCGUCAAGGGGAUCCACGGAAACUGCGCCUCUGGCUUUGCGGCCAAGGGGUACUUCCAAGUAG